CCCAGGCGCAGCUGCCGAGCGCAGGACGAGGGCGCAGGAACUUUGGGGAAGUGGCCGCGACACCCAGAGACGAAGUUUAUCCGCCAGCCUCUCGGUCGCUGAAUGCUCCGUCCCAAAGGCGUAGCGGGGACACCGAGGCGGAGCUGGUAAUGGAUCCGAGAUACGACAUCCAGCGGAGGGGCGCCGGGGGCUCCGGCGCAGGAUCCCCGGCUCUGACCGGGGCUCAGGCUCAGGCUCGGCGCAGGAAGAUGCCGCCGCGGCCGGCCGACUACAAGCUGCAGGUGAUCAUCAUCGGCUCCCGCGGCGUGGGCAAGACCAGCCUGAUGGAGCGCUUCACCGACGACACUUUCUGCGAAGCCUGCAAGUCCACCGUCGGAGUGGACUUUAAAAUCAAGACAGUGGAGCUUAGAGGGAAGAAGAUCAGGUUGCAGAUCUGGGACACGGCCGGCCAGGAGAGGUUCAACAGCAUCACCUCGGCUUACUACCGGGGGGCAAAGGGUAUCGUGCUGGUGUAUGACAUCACCAAACAGGAGACCUUCGAUGACCUGCCCAAGUGGAUGAAGAUGAUUGAUAAGUAUGCCUCUGAGGAUGCUGAGCUCCUGCUGGUGGGGAACAAACUGGACUGCGAAACCGACCGCACGAUCUCUCGCCAGCAGGGGGAGAGGUUCGCUUCCAGGAUCUCCGGGAUGCGCUUCUGUGAGGCCAGCGCCAAGGACAACUUCAAUGUCGAUGAGAUCUUUUUGAAGCUGGUCAAUGACAUUCUCAACAAGCUGCCACUAGAGGACCCCCACAGUGAGCUGUCCAGCAGCAUCCUCUCCCUGCAGCCGGAGCCCGAGGUGCCACCGGAGCUGCCCCCGCCACGCCUACGUUGCUGCUGAAGCUCCACCUUGGAUAGCCUCACCCACCAUCACCCAUCCAACCAACUACCACCACCCCAGUGAACCACUCUUACCAAUUAGGGUGCAGCAGUGGAGCCAAGUCCCCCUCAAUACCCCUCCCCCCCCCCCCACACCUCACAGUCUAAGACACGCAGGAAGGCUCCCUGACGCACACCCCCCAGCAGGGCUACCUCACAUGCAGGACAACUUAAUCAAACUGGGUGCCUCUAGUUAAGACCUGGAACAAGAUGGACUGGGAGGUUCCCUCCUCCAGUUAGAGGCAAAGCUACCCUGAGGCCACUCCCACUUCCAUCCAAUCUAUUGGAGCGUCUUCCACUCUCCACUUGCAGCCCCACUGCCCUGGAUCACAUGACAGGAAAAGGGCAUCUGGAACAACUUGCCAUAAACUUUUCACUUCUUCAUGGAUGGGAAUGUCUACGCAAUUAUAUUCUGCUUCUGGUGGGUCUGAGAUUUUGUUUAGAAAGGGAUUAUGCAUAAACGAGGUAAGGAAUUGCUGAGCGUAAGUCCUGCUCUUUCAGGAAGGGAAUCGUACUGCCUGCUUCUCUGUGAUUCACUGAUCAAUCAGAUCCCCAUACAACUGGCGUCUGUGGAAAGGAAGGGCCCUCGUCGGCAUCUUCAGGGCAGGCUUAUGGUCGAGGGGUCGCUGACAUGUAUGGAACAGAGUGGCUUUCGGAACUUCUCACUGACUGAGCCAGCUGGCGUGACGGUUUGUUUGAAAUUGGUCUUUUUUUGUUUUGUUUUACAUGGUUUGCACUACAAUCAUUUCUGAGUAGUUUUACAUGCAAUGGAAAGGUUCUCCCUGAAGGAGAUUUGGCAUGGUGAAUGCAGAGUUUCUCAGCACUGGUAAUGCUCACCGGUCGAGGUGCCAAGGCUUAAAGGGCGGCAGUGGGAGGGGCACGGCAAGGCGCCACUCCUUGCGAUCCCUCCACAUCCGUCAUCACAGGUUCCUUCCAGACUGGUUUUCUGAGAUGGACACACCUGCACUCUUGAACUUCCUGAAGUGGGACUGGAGAGAGGUGUGGAUAGGCAUGCAGUGAGUGAGGCCCUCUGCUGGUUGCGGGAGGCAGGGCUGUGCCUUGUCACAAGUGCGUCUCAGACAAGGACUCCAUUCAAAGUUUGAGGUGUUGCAUGCUCCUGUGCUACCAGCACACCUGACUGCAUGUCAGCGAGCAGGUGGGGGGGGGCGCCGAAAAAGCCUAGCCAGCACAGCUGCCCCACUGAGUUUGAGGUCAGCGGCAGAUGGGUGUGAUGUAACUAUCUGCUCAGAGACAGAGCCCCACCCACCCUCAUACAGUAUGGUGCCACUAAGGGGUCCAGCUCAUUUCCCAGAAAACACGAACAAUGAUUAUUUACAUCUAGUGCACAACUACUAACACAAUGUUGGUGCAACUUUCAUGCUUGACUAAAGGGUAGUGCAGUGUAUUGAUUGGUUGUCGCUUGAUGGAAGGCCACCAUGGUAAAGCAAAGAUCUCGUGGUAUGGGCACUUUUCCUAUCGAGUACGUGUGUUUGUGCAGGCAGUAUCACAGGACUACAGGUCUGGCCAUACACUGGCCUGAACGCAGUAUCACAGGACUACAGAUCUGGCCGUACACUGGCCUGAGCACAGUAUCACAGGACUAUAGGUCUGGCCGUACACUGGCCUGAACGCAGUAUCACAGGACUACAGGUCUGGCCGUACACUGGCCUGAGCGCAGUAUCACAGGACUACAGGUCUGGCCGUACACUGGCCUGAGCGCAGUAUCGCAGGACUACAGGUCUGCCCGCACACUGACCUGAGCGCAGUAUCGCAGGACUACAGGUCUGGCUGCACACUGGCCUGAGCGCAGUAUCAAUUGGUUCCACGCAGGCAGAAACUCCAGCGUUUUACAGCAUUGUGCCUAUACUCAAGACCUUGGUACAGACUGUCCAGUUGCCAGUGCAUCUAUCACUAAUGAAGGUUACCAUCCUUCACAGUAUUGUACAUGUAAGCCUUUUUUCUCAUUUUUGAAAUAUUAACCAUAUUCAUGAAAAUGCAUUGAACAGUUGUGCUAUAAACGGCAAUUUGUUCAAUGUGUGUGUUACUAAACAAGUUUUAUGUAUUUUAGUAUGCUGGCAUGUUUUACGUUGUGUGAUAUAACUUGUGGCAUUCUUAAACUAAUGCAGUGCAAAUAAAUAUUUUAUAUUUAUUACCAA
This is a messenger RNA of Brienomyrus brachyistius, 3072 nucleotides long. RefSeq names its product RAB12, member RAS oncogene family (gene rab12). Gene Ontology annotation, molecular function: GTP binding; GTPase activity. Lineage: Eukaryota; Metazoa; Chordata; Actinopteri; Osteoglossiformes; Mormyridae. The transcript has 6 exons. The coding region runs from base 150 to 878 and encodes 242 amino acids. The record is from RefSeq and is a predicted model, not a curated record. Gene Ontology annotation, biological process: protein localization to plasma membrane; regulation of exocytosis; Golgi vesicle fusion to target membrane. Gene Ontology annotation, cellular component: plasma membrane; endosome; synaptic vesicle.